Messenger RNA from Didymodactylos carnosus, 270 nucleotides. The record is from the annotation of a GenBank genome assembly. NCBI's taxonomy places the organism in Eukaryota, Metazoa, Rotifera, Eurotatoria, Philodinida, Philodinidae.
AUGACGAAAGUGCGUUGUGACGAAAGUUCCUUUUACCAAAAUAUCGAUGUAUCAAGGAAAAAAAUGAAAUUAGAUACAACAACAUCGAGUGCAACAAUAAUUAAUUCAGUGCAGAAAAAGAAGACGCCGGCGAAACGACAUGGUGCUGGCAUUACCAAUAUUUUUAUCGAUUCAGACGGAGAGGAAGAUGAGACAUCACCACAAUCUAAAGUUGCUGAACUAGUUCCGCAAGCGCAUGAUUCAGUAUCUGAUCACGUUAAUUACGAAUGA